CGAACUUUCUCUGUGUCUUCUAUCAUGUCGAACAAGCAGGAGUGGAUGAUCAUCCUGUCUGUUGAUCAAUGACUGAGAUGGUAACGCUGCUGGAUCAAUGCUAACCUGCAAGUAGACCUGACAAGCCCGGCAUGCUAGAACAGCGUAUGAAAGUCCGACCCGACCAUCUCUCAGCCAUCAAGUCUGCUGUGGACACCGGCUUUAUCACGUUCGGAGGUGCCUCGCUCGAUGAGCCACUCAAGGAGGGAGAAGGACCCAAGAUCAAUGGUUCCGCAAUGCUGGCCCGAGCAGAUACGAAGGAACAGGUUUUGGAGAAGCUCAAGGAGGACGUGUACUACAAGACUGGUGUGUGGGAUUGGGAGAAGGUGAGCGAAUCAACUCUGCUUAGACGCUCAGGGCGUGGUCUUGGGUAGAGCCUCAACGCCUCUAG
Molecule: messenger RNA, 430 nt
Organism: Baudoinia panamericana UAMH 10762
Lineage: Eukaryota; Fungi; Ascomycota; Dothideomycetes; Mycosphaerellales; Teratosphaeriaceae
Exons: 2
Coding region: 132-413 (93 amino acids)
Source: RefSeq, a predicted model, not a curated record